UAAAGCACCGAACAACAGCAACACACGACGGCCGCGAACACACCGAGCUCCGCCGGACCUUCACCGGGAGAUCAGCGGGAGGAGAGAGGAGGCGGGCGCGGAUCGGUAGACCGGGAGCCCGCCUGUCUGUCCGCCUGCAGACGGUGAGACAAAGCGGAAUGAAGCCGCUGCCAGCGCCGCUAUAAACGGUCCAAACACUGAGUCAUGGUGCCGAGCACCGCCGAGCCUCCACACCGUGUUCACCUCUCAGUGUAACGGGUCCAACCGAGCACGAUCCGGACCGGACACACCGAGCCGUGAAGGUCCAGAUGUUGGCCUGUGAUGAUGCUCCAUGACAGACAGCACUCAGACCUGACAGCCUGAACCCAGGGCAGCACUGACCCACAGGAGACAGGAAACACAUGCUGGGACAGACACAAGAGACAAACAGGGACAACCAGAGGACAACUAGAGACAACUAGCGACAACUAGAGACAACUAGAGACAACCAGGGACAACCAGAGGACAACUAGAGACAACCAGAGACAACCAGAGACAACUAGAGACAACCAGGGACAACUAGAGACAACUAGAGACAACUAGAGACAACUAGAGACAACCAGGGACAACUAGAGACAAACAGGGACAACCAGAGGACAACUAGAGACAACUAGAGACAACCAGGGACAACCAGAGGACAACUAGAGACAACCAGGGACAACCAGAGGACAACCAGAGACAACCAGAGACAACCAGAGGACAACUAGAGACAACCAGGGACAACCAGAGGACAACUAGAGACAACCAGGGACAACCAGAGGACAACUAGAGACAACCAGAGGACAACCAGAGGACAACUAGAGACAACUAGAGACAACCAGGGACAACCAGAGACAACCAGAGACAGCCAGGAACAACCAGAGGACAACUAGAGACAACCAGAGGACAACCAGAGACAACUAGAGUACAACCAGAGACAACUAGAGUACAACUAGAGACAACCAGAGGACAACUAGAGACAAACAGGGACAACUAGAGACAACUAGGGGACAACUAGAGACAACCAGAGACAAACAGGGACAACCAGAGACAACCAGAGGACAACUAGAGACAACCAGGGACAACUAGAGACAACCAGGGGACAACCAGAGGACAAACAGGGACAACUAGAGACAACCAGAGACAACCAGAGGACAACUAGAGACAACUAGAGACCAACCAGAGGACAACCAGAGACAAACAGGGACAACCAGAGGACAACUAGAGACAACCAGAGGACAACCAGAGACAACCAAAGGACAACUAGAGACAACCAAAGGACAACCAGAGACAAACAGGGACAACCAGAGGACAAACAGAGACAACUAGAGGACAACAAGAGACAAACGGGGACAACCAGAGGACAACUAGAGACAAGAGACAACAAGAGACAAACAGGGACAUAUAGAGACAACCAGGGACAUAUAGAGACAUUCAGAGACAACAAGAGGACAACGAGAGGACAACUAGAGACAACAAGAGACAUUCAGAGACAUCAGGGACAAUAAGACCAGUGACAGCAACGAGUCAACAAAGUCCAGAGACUUGAAGUCCAGGAAGUCCGGAGACACCAAGAAGACCUUUAGAGACAAACAAUUUGAGUUUGGAUGUAACAAGGCCUGGGAGGACGACAUGAUGUCCCUGAGGUGGACCCGGCUCCCUGUCCUGUCUGUCCUGGUCCAGGUCCUGGUCCUGGUCGUGUCCCGCUCUGUGUCGGCGGCCCGUGCUGACAGAAACAUGGUGUCUGAGGAGUACGUGGGUGCCACGGUGAACGCCACGGUGCUGGACGGACGAGGAAACACUGUCCAUGUGAUGAGCAGCGACGAGGGGACGUACGGACAGAACUCACCCAAGAUUGACACCCGCGGCGUGGUCAUCGCUCCGGCGCCGCAUCACGGAGUGGUGGACCGGCAGGGCUGCGACCCCGCCACUCGCUUCGUGGUCCCUCCUCGGACAGGCCACUGGGUGGCGCUGCUGCAGAGAGGAAACUGCACGUUCAAAGAAAAGAUCCUGAAGGCCGCCGCCCACAACGCCACAGCGGUGCUCAUCUACAACAACUCCACCGAGAAGACGGUCAAGAUGGGACACGAAGGAACCGGUGAGACGGUUGCGGUGAUGAUCACAGAGGCGUAUGGUAAAGAGAUCCUGGCUCACCUGGAGAGGAACCUGACUGUGCAGGUGUCGGUGGUCGUGGGUCAACGUGGAGCCACAAAGAACAUCAACCGAGGCUCGCUGGUGUUCGUCUCCAUCUCCUUCAUCGUCCUCAUGAUCAUCUCAUCCGCCUGGCUCAUCUUCUACUUCAUCCAGAAGAUCCGCUACACCAGCGCCCGCGACCGCAGCCAGGUACAGGCUAACAUACUGCUAACAUGCAAGCUAACAGGCUAACAUAUGGUUAACACAGCUAACAGGCUAACAUAUGGUUAACACGGCUAACAGGCUAACAUAUGGUUAACACGGCUAACAGGCUAACAUAUGGUUAACACAGCUAACAGGCUAACAUAUGGUUAACACAGCUAACAGGCUAACAUACAUGCUAAGUCACGUUCCUUAUUCCUCCCCUCCUCUUUCUCCUCUCCU
Larimichthys crocea (large yellow croaker) is the source of this 2595-nucleotide messenger RNA. It is a transcript of the gene rnf130, whose product is annotated as ring finger protein 130. The record is from RefSeq and is a predicted model, not a curated record. The coding region runs from base 1651 to 2403 and encodes 250 amino acids. The transcript is spliced from 4 exons. NCBI's taxonomy places the organism in Eukaryota, Metazoa, Chordata, Actinopteri, Sciaenidae.